Molecule: messenger RNA, 6568 nt
Organism: Mytilus californianus (California mussel)
Lineage: Eukaryota; Metazoa; Mollusca; Bivalvia; Mytilida; Mytilidae
Exons: 6
Coding region: 456-1442 (328 amino acids)
Biological process (GO): regulation of cell cycle
Cellular component (GO): cytoplasm; nucleus; spindle microtubule
Source: RefSeq, a predicted model, not a curated record
AAUAGGUUGAAUGAACACACACAUGAGUCAAUGUUGUGUUACAAUAUGUACUGAAUAUAUAUAUAUUUAGAUACUUGUAUUUCAAAUCUUUACCAACAUGUCUCGUAGAAAGUGAAUCUGAUCGUACCUUUUGCAAGAGAAAUGGGAGUUGCUACUUUAGACCAUGAAAAUUACUGGACCUCCAAAUUAUUAAACCGCAUCUUGGUCUACAAAGAGCAACAGAAAAAAGUAAACGCAACUGGAAAGCACAGAUAUCUGUUCCUCAAAACAUCAUCCCAUGCUUGUAACGACAAAGGUACUAUCGAUGACCAGAUGAGAGAGUGAAUUGAAAAUAUUUCUUUGAAACCAAUCGAAAAUCAAGAAAAAAAGUAUUGUUGCGGAAGAAAAUACAUGUCACUGUGUCCAAACUUGCUAUCUGCAAAAUAACAAAGAUUAAAGUAAGAAUUAUUGAAGCCAUGAGUAUAUCAAAUUAUUUUGCGAAUAUUAGCAAACUUGCUUCAUAUUCAACCUGGAAGGGUCAACAAUCAUCAAUUGUGUUAGCUGGCAAAGGGUUUAGCUAUAGUGGCCAUAAUUUUAUAAUCAAAUGUGACGAGUGUGAUGCUGCGGUAGAUAUGGAGCGCGAGGAUGUUAUAAAUUUGACAAAUAAACAUGCUGAAAGUUGCAGGAUAAGACAAUUAAUACAGCCGAAACCAUCAAAUCAAUACAAAGAAGCCCUGAAAGUUUUAUCAUCUCGCCAAACACAACAUUUGCCAGAAGCUUGCAUGGCAGACAUAAACAUAUACCCGUCUGUAGCAUCUAUUAUGGGUGCUCCGAGCGACGAAUGUCCUUGCUCUUCUUGCAGUAGGAGCACUAUCUUUUUACCCGGCCCGGAAACAGCGAGAGAUAAGUAUGGAUUACCAAGGCUAUUUGGGAAAAGGUUAAUCCUCAAACUCAAGAGAAGAAUAGAGGAGAACAAUGGUCCAAUUCAUUCUCAAUUUGAGGAUGAAGCUCAUCGUCGACAGAGUUUUGAUUUACAUUAUGUAAAUGACAUGAACAGAGCUAUUCAGGCAGAAGCAGGGUUUUUUACUAUGGAAGAGAGAAGGGAAGAUAGAGUGUGCUUCUAUUGUGAUGGUUGUCUUAGAAAAGAUGUCCUUACUUUAGAUCCUUGGAGAGAACAUGCCCGUUGGUUUCCAGUCUGCCCUCAUGUCCUACAAAAGAAAGGAGAAAGAUUCGUUCAUGAUGUGCUAUAUGACACUAAAAUUCUUAAAAGACAUCUUAAAGGUCUUAAUAGGCCAACAAAGAUGGAAACAUGUAUAGUUGUAGACGCUCUGGAUGCUGGAUAUCCUAGAUGCCUUAUAGAAGAAACAAUACAGGGUUUCUUUUAUGAAUAUGGAAGUUUUCCCGAUAGCGAAGAGAUGUUUGGUUCAUUAGAAAGCAUAAAAGAUUGGAAAACAUUUCCAUAGCACAAUUAGAGUUUUAUGAAUGUCCGCUGUAAAAAACAUUAGUGUUAAAUUUUUAACACCUGGUACAAUAAAAAUUGUUUAGAUAUGCUAUGUAAAAAAAAAAAAAACAUUCGUUGCACUAACAAUACUAUGGUUUGCAUGUGCACAAGUACUAGAAAAGACUACUUGGAAAAUAUUCCAGAGUUGUAUAAUAUUGGAAGAUCGUGGAAGCAUUCUAACAUUUGUGUAAACAAACAUUUUUAUCAUAACGUAUAAAAUGAGGAGUUGAAAUAAAAAAUAACGGAAUGGAAGACUGCAUCUUGACAUCAGAAAGAAAAGUGGAAUUUUCGUCUCUCUUGUGUUAAUAUUGUGCAAAGGGAAAUAAUCAAAUGUUUGCCACAAUUUCCUAAACUAUUGAACACAACUAUUGUUGAUAAAAUUUAAAUGAUUUGUUGUUAUGUAUUGCCAUUUUUUGUAAUCAUGUCUCAAUGAUUGGGACCAUUUAUUGAUUCAACAAAUAAAUAUUGAAUGACAUAAAGAAUACACGAAGCAGGGGUUCCUAAACCAGGAUAAGGGGAGGGGUGUUCCAACUAUAUGUCCCCAUUCAAAUGCAUUGAUCGUCAAAAAAAUAGGGGGUUCCGACUCCCGGAACCACCCACCUUGGAUCCGCCACUGCGAAGACCGUUUGUUGUAAAUAUAUAUUUACAUAAACGACAGUGCAGAAUUCUUUGUGUCAUAAAUCAGAUGUUUUUAAAAUUAUUUAGAUAUAAGAAGAUGUGGUAUGAGUGCCAAUGAGACAACUCUCCAUCCUAGUCAAAAUUUAUAAAAGUAAACCAUUGUUUGUAUAAAUAUUUGACAAAGGCGUCAUGUAAUAUCACCAUUUGAGAAAAUAUUGAGAAGUAGCUUUCGAAUAAAAAGUUGACAAUGAUAAAAACAUUUCUUGACUUUAGGACCUCCUCCCCCACCUGGGACUAUUAUACUAACUUAUACUUAGUAUAAUAGUCCCAGCUCCCACACCGUGCUCCAAAUUAAAGUUUUGACUUAAAACAAACAACACGGUACCAUUCUAUUGAACUUAAAAAAACUUUUUUUUUUGCAUACAGUGACGGUUGUAGGAAUUUUAAGAAGGGAACAGAUGUGACCAUGGCACCAGAGGCUUAAAUAAAUGAAUCUGGUGUAUACAUACGCAUCUGCAUCAGACUUCUUUCUUUUCUUACCAUAUGAUGGCAUAUCUCCUGUUAAAUAACAUAUUAAUUCUGCCAUACAUAAUAAUGAUAUUUAUGAUGGCGGAAGACUAUUUAAAUGAUUGUAUAAAUUGCAGAUUUUGAAUGUAAAUAUAAUUCAAAUUAGUAUUUUUUCACAAAAUAAAAGACUACCGAAAUCUAAUAAGGUAGCAACCAUUUAACUUCAAAGGGGUGGGUUAAGGUUUUUUGUCCAAGUCAGAAAAUUUUUUUCACGCACAGCGCUAUCAAUUUUAUGUAGUUUUUCAACGCUAUCAAUCAAAUUAUUUUUUUCAAUAUUUAACACUAUAAGGUAUGGGCAAAAACUGGAUUCAGAAUAUUUUUUGAAUAUCUAAUACCCCCCCCCCUUUUUGAAGUUAAAUGAUCGUUCCCUAAUUUUAAAUAUUAAAUAAAUUUACCAUUAAGUCUAUUUUGUGAUAAGAGCAAAUACAUUUGUAAAGAGCCUUAGCUUAAUAUGCUAAAAAGCUCCUGUGAUAUAUUGUUAACAUUAAUCUCUUAGCUUUAGAUCCGAAAUCUGUCUUUAUUAAACACUCUUUAUUAGGCUGUUUGUUUCUUCAUCAAUAUCUGAAACUUAAAUGCCAUGCUUAUUUAAAGUGAAUCAUAUAUUUUGAUGAAAGUUAUAUAAGAUAACUUUUGUAUUACUAUUGUUAAUUAUAAUAAUGUUAAUAUAUAUUUUUCUAUUAUCAUAUUUAUAACAUCUUCACUUAUUUACAAAAGAAUAUGUAAUGGAUAUCUUAUCAUUAUGGUAAUCGAGUUGUCAUAUAUGGAUUGCAUCUAGAUAUUUGUGUACUAGGAUGUUAUCUGGAAAUAUCAUUAUUUAAGACCACGUAUAUGGCCUGCUUCACGAUGAACACAUUUUUUGGGUCAAGUAAUAAUAAAAAAUUAUCAUUGCAGAGAGUUUUCCUUGCAAUCGAAAUGAUGUUUGGUUUUAUUGGAAAGCAUCAAACUUUUGAAAACGCUUCCAGACUACCAUGAUAGUCUUUAUAUUUUCCAGGAAAAAAUGAAUCGUUAAUUUAAACUUUUUAAAAUAGGAUAUAAUUUUUUACCAAAUUUGAUAUACUGUCAUGCUGUCAUUUGUAAUCCAAUCGGCAAUCCUCGGGUGAAUCCGCUACUCUCCUUCUAUCGUUAGAUGAAGGUACGGAAUCGGCCGAGUUGUGACGAAUGAUUUGUAAUCAUGACCUCAAUGGACCCUUUAUUGGUUUGAUAAAAUAUUCCAGAACUAUGUACUAUGAUGAUAAACAGAAACGAAGAUUUUUUUAAUCCAUAUCCUUUGACGAAACCUUAGUUGUCAGUGCAGUUUUUUUCCCUUUUCUUUCUUUAUUAUAAAUGUUUGUAGUUGACUUUUGUAUGUAUAUAAUAAGUUAAUGUAGCAAUGCAGAUAAUGAAUCCAGCAAGAGCAUUGCAUGAUUUCGCACAGUUAAUUGCAAUAUUUAGAAAUAACUCUUGUAACAAGAGUUAGAACUUCAAUGUUGACAUGUAAUUGUGCAGUCCUUUUCUGUAAAUUGACUGUUCAUAAAAUUGAUUGUACAAAUUUAUUUUGAUAUAGUGCAAGAUGAACAAUUUGAAAUCCAAUAUAAUGGAAUGAUUGAAUGUGUUUUAAAAGUGGGACAUUUGUCUUCUCUGUGAUUAUAUUAUACAAAGAGACAUAAACCAAUUUGGUCAUGAGUUAUUAAUUGAUACUCAUUAUAACUAUUGUUGAUGAAAAAUGAUAUUGUAUUUUUCAGUUAUUUUUCCUCUUUUCGUGUUAAUUGCUGUAUAUACAAUUAUUGUCAAUAUUUGAUGUACUCGCAUGUACUUAUCAUUUUUUGUUGUUGUUAAUAUUGACAUCAAUGGCACCUUUGUUGGUUCGAUGAAAUGUUCAGGGAUAUGGAAUGACAGUAAGAAUAAACGAAGAACUUUUAGUUUAAAUCUAUCAUUCGUUUAACAAUUUGUUGUGUCACUGCAGUUUUUUUCCCUUUCUUUUGUAUUAUAAUUUAAUCCUUUAUGUUUGACUUUUGUAUGUAUAUAGUAAGUUAAUCAUUGCAAUGCAUCUGAUAGAUUAAUCCAGCAAUUGCAUUGCAUGAUUUAUCUCCGUUUAAUGAAAUAUUUUAAACUAGCUCUUAAAACAAUACUCCAUUCUUGACAUAAAAUGUCAUUGGUACUGUCAUUUUUGUGUAAAAUUACUGUUCAUUAAUAAUUUCUCAUAAGAGUCAGGGGAGGAUCCAGCCAUUUAUAAAAGGGGGUUCCUAACCCAGGAUAAAGGGGGGGGGUUCCAACUAUAUGUCCCCAUUCAAAUGCAUUGAUCGUCAAAAAAAAGGGGGGGGGGGGGUUCCAACCCCCGGAACCCCCCCCUGGAUCCGUAUCUGAGAGUUCUGAAUAAAGAUUGUGAGACUUGGACUAAUGUGCUAAGAAGCUCAAUAAAACCAUAUAUUCACAAACAAGUAAGAGAAAAAAAUAUAAUUUUAUAUAAAGGAGUAUAGUGCUCAAGAAGUGUCGAUAUUUGCACUAAAAUUACUUGCAAUUUAAGUUGAGUAAAUUUCAUACACAUUUGAUGAAAACAUAUUUAAAAAUAUCUAGAAAAUACAAAGUUAACAAGUUCAGAUGCAUUACAUCAGUAAUGGUGUCAUAAAGAAAUCAUAAUUCUUAACUCUUAUUAAAUUUUAAUUUGACUAAUUUGUUGUUCCAAAUAUGAUAAUGUUUAAUUCUACCAUAAUUUUUUUGUUAUGAUGUGUAUCUCGCCCAUAUGCAUCAUUUUAUUAUAUUUGUUAUUGAAGGAUGCAGUCAAUGUUUUUUUAGAAGAAAAUAUAAUUUGAAAAUGAAUUAAAACAGGAAAUGUGGCUACAAAAUUUGUAAAUUAUCAUACUUUUGAGGCUUUGAUCUUUAAGAAUAUUUAAAAAAAUAAUAUGUCUAAUUUGUCAAAAUAUAAAUAUUUCAAUUCGUAAAUAUUGAUGAAUAGACAUGAUGUUAAAAUGUCUAAUUUUGAAGACCAAAUGUAGACCACCAAGUCCUACUCCUUUUUGUAGUAUCUAAAAACAAGAAUGUGUCCAUAGUACACGGAUGCCCCACUCGCACUGUCAUGUUCUAUGUUCAUUGGACCGUGAAAUUGGGGUCCAAAUCUAAUUUGAAAGAUCAUAUCAUAGGAAACAGUAUAUUAAGUUUCAAGUUGAUUGGACUUCAACUUCAUCAAAAACUACCUUGACCAAAAACUUUAACAUGAAGCGAACAGACCGACGGACGGACGGACGACGGACGCAUAGACCAGAAAACAUACUGCCCCUUCUACUAUUGUAGGUGGGGCAUAAAAACAGAAAGCCCAGACUUAAGGUCGAUCAAAUCAUAGUGAAUAUUACACGAGAUAAGUUUUAUUAUCGAUCAUUAAUAAAAUUAAUACUUCAAUAUUUUUCCAACGUUACAAAUGAUAAAAAUAUUCCAUUUGUCAUUGAAUGUUUCGAUAUAUAUUUUAUCGUGUUAUAAUUGUACAUAUAUAUAUAUAUUUAUAUAUCAAAUGUAAACAUUUUUGUUACUAUUUAUUAUUGUUGCGUCUUUGUAUUAUUAAUUAUCCUAUAUAGGUCCAACUGGUGCCAACGUAUGGUAAAUGAUACAUUUGUGAUUUUUUGCAGAAAUAUUGACAAACAAUUCAUUUCAAUUAUCAAAUUCCAUAAAAAAAAAUGUCCUACAAAGAAAGAACUGCUUCCAAACUCUAUGACCGUGAUAUUUAUUAUCCAAAUUUAGAUUUACAGUUAGGAAACAAAAUUAUUAUCGCUAAAAUGAUUCUGUUGGACUUGUCAAGUUUCUGCGUUGUUAUGUUUCUCUUUUCAAAUUAUAUAAAAUUGGCAAUGUUAUUUUAUUCAUAAAAGAAGCAAAGUUUGGUUCAUAUGAAAUCCAUAUGUUAACUUUAUUUUUGUAAUAAUAAAACGUUUACCAGUU